This is a messenger RNA of Alternaria ventricosa, 1884 nucleotides long. RefSeq lists its product as uncharacterized. The coding region runs from base 1 to 1884 and encodes 627 amino acids. Lineage: Eukaryota; Fungi; Ascomycota; Dothideomycetes; Pleosporales; Pleosporaceae. Gene Ontology annotation, biological process: lipid metabolic process. The record is from RefSeq and is a predicted model, not a curated record. The transcript has a single exon.
AUGGCGGCGACCGAAGUCGAGAGGAAGAGCAGGAAGAAGUCCUCGCACUCUUCGUCCAAGACUGCGAAGCCGCGCUCCUCUUCUAGGAAACCACGCGUUUCGGCUUCAGUGGCAGACAUGUACUUGCAAGAUUACGCGCCUCCGGUCCAGGCGACCUCUCCUCAGCGUGCAGCAGCAACGAGGCCUCCCCCGACCCUCUAUGGCUAUGCCGCGAGUCCGCCUCAGCACUCCAUUUAUCGCCAGAUGCCUGGGUCCUUUCCAGAAGACAGUUACCGAUAUGGCUCUCCGCCACCGCAGCCUGUUCAGCCAUACGCUAGUCAAUCAACGAUCCGCUUUGCUUCUCCGCCACCCCAAGAACCCCGCGGUCAAGGCCCUUUCGAACAACAAUGGAAUAGUCUCGACCGAAUGGCCGCCAAAUCCUACCUGAAUCUUCGCGAUACGGCUGGAAAGAGUGUCACGAAACUGACGACCAACUGCAUUGAGCGGCCCACCGCAGCUGUCGCUACAAAGAGCAUGCAAACGUUGUGUCGCGGAGCUGCGCUAUACGAUAUGAUUAGUUCGAAGUUCGACGCAGUCAUCACCAGCAUUGAUGACGAUCACUUCAGCGGCAAAGAACAAGACCUCAUGAUGGAGUUCAGCGAGCAGCAGCAAGAAGAGGCUCAGAGAACGAGCCCUCCUCUUGGUGAACCAAGACGCCGACGCCAACACGAAGUGCAAUCCCACUCUAGUAGCGAUAAAGGGUCGAAUCAUUUCUCCAAAGUGUGGCUAUACUCCAACUCCCGAUUACCACCACAUCUGCCGCCUUUCAAGGUAUAUCUACCAACGUAUCCUCUACUUUGCUUGGCCGCAACCUACUCGGAGAAGGCGUACACGCCGCCAGGCACGAAGAAGAAUCCCGAAAUGGAGACUUUCAUUCCUGCUGAUUGGCGUAGCGGCACAAAAGCCAUGGUACUCAAGUCCAUCCCUGUGGAAGAACUGAAUACUAUUGUCUUCGCUAUUCGCGGAAGCCAGACCUUUAUGGACUGGGCUGUCAACUACAACUCGGCACCCCACAGCCCGGAGAAGUUUCUUGACGACCCAUCAAACCUGUGCCACGCUGGCUUUCUCUACGUGGCCAAGAAGAUGAUCAAGCCCGUGGCAGAACGGUUGAAGGUCUUGCUCCAAGAAAACCCCGCGCGUUCAAACUGCAGUCUACUCAUCACCGGACACUCCGCGGGCGGAGCAGUCGCGGCACUGCUUUACGGACACAUGAUGAGCACAAAGAUCAAUUCUGAGCUUAAUUACCUGACCAGCUUCUUCAAGCGCGUGCACUGUGUCACGUUCGGUGCGCCACCAGUCAGUCUGCAUCCUUUGAAGAAGCCUGAUGACAAGCGACAUCGUAAAAGUCUCUUCUAUGCCUUCAUCAACGAAGGCGACCCGAUACCGCGAGCGGACAAGAGCGUGCUGAAAAGCUUGCUGAAGCUCUAUGCCAGUCCAGCACCUGUCGCGGCUUCUAACCUUGCUUCGACCGUUGCAUCGGUGUCUAAACCCAGCCUUCUAGACCCUUCGCGGUCUUCCCCACCGAAACCGAAAUCGAAGUAUGGUUUUGCCCCGCGCCUUAGCAGGCCCUCCAAGUCUUCACUACAAACGAACACUACAAACUCGACUUCUUCUUCCUUGCCUGCAUGGCCAAUACCGCAGUGUACAUUGUCACCUGCGGGGCGAUUGGUAGUGUUGAGACAACGAGUUGGAAGCAGAAGUGAGGAAGAUAUCGAGGCAGUAACGGUGGACGACGAGAUGUUGAGGAAGGUUGUAUACGGUGAUUUGCUGAAACACCAGAUGACCGUCUACAAAAAAAGGAUUGAUAGCGUGGCUGUUAGGGCUGUCACCGCGAAUGGGUGCUGA